Molecule: messenger RNA, 997 nt
Organism: Cucurbita maxima (winter squash)
Lineage: Eukaryota; Viridiplantae; Streptophyta; Magnoliopsida; Cucurbitales; Cucurbitaceae
Product: protein FAR-RED-ELONGATED HYPOCOTYL 1-LIKE-like
Exons: 3
Coding region: 240-809 (189 amino acids)
Biological process (GO): response to red or far red light
Source: RefSeq, a predicted model, not a curated record
AUUCUGCUUCCUCGGCCUCAGCUAGGUGCCAUCGGAAGGAUUAAACAAGAAACAUAAAAACAGAGAUAGAUAAAUACGACGCAUAAACAAAUACUAAAAUUAAAAUAUUAUUCUCAAACUCCUCGAAUCCUACCUCUCCUCCCACUCCCCCACUUUCCUUUUAUUUAUCGACGCCAUCCAAACCAGAUGCCUCUGGUUCUUGCCUUCCUCCCAUUUCCAUCUCUCUUUCUUCUCCGACGAUGGACCAAAAGAACCACCCCCGCCAUCAUCCAUCUCACGGUGGCACUCACAGCUUCUCUGGGUUUCAACCAUGGGAUACUGAAAGCUUUGAUGUAAAGAAGAAAAGAAAACUACUGUUUGAGCAACUAAGUUUACCCACACCUAAGCUACCAUGUUGGGGUCCAAGUUCAAGUUCGAUUAGCUUUCCCUAUGGAGAAGAUAGCUUCAAGUUCAACAAAAAACGCCCAAAAGAAGAAGGAGAAAGCAGCCUUACAAAAAUGGCAUCCACAGAAGAGGUUCGAAUACAGGGUGAGAAAGAUGGUAUCAAAGAUAAGUUGGACCUAAACUAUGGCCAUGAGGAAGAUCUAUUGGAAUUUGGAAGCCAUGGAAAUUCCAGCAUUUAUGAGCAAUGUUGCAGUGACAGUACUCAAAAUUUGCUCCUCCCCACAGACUCCAAUCAUGACUUUUUUGUUUUGUCAUCUGGGAGAUGGAGCAUAGACCCAGAGGCAGAGUCCAAGAUUAUGUCACCAGCCAUUGAUCAAGAGUUUGAGCAAUACUUUUCUGGGGUUUUGCCAUCCCUGGAUCCCUGAUGAUUAACAUCUUGAAUCUCUAUAUCCACUUUCAAUGAAUUUGAAGUGUGCGUGUGCGUUAGCUUGUUCUUUAAGAUGAAAGAAUUUCAGCAAGUGUAAUACAAUUCAAUUCAAGUGAUGUGUGCAAAUGAGAUUCUACAGAACUGGUUUAUGCAAUCCAAUUAUUUGGUCUAACAGUUCCAAACUAA